Ictalurus furcatus (blue catfish) is the source of this 1831-nucleotide messenger RNA. RefSeq names its product sushi-repeat containing protein X-linked (gene srpx). The coding region runs from base 165 to 1253 and encodes 362 amino acids. The transcript has 8 exons. The record is from RefSeq and is a predicted model, not a curated record. NCBI's taxonomy places the organism in Eukaryota, Metazoa, Chordata, Actinopteri, Siluriformes, Ictaluridae.
UUGGGGAGCAGUUUGGGGAGCAUGGUGGGCAGAACUGAGGGUUUAUAUGUUAAUAAUGUACAGGAUGAAGAGCUCGUGUUUCAGAGGAGGCGGGCUCGUGGGGAGGAGGAGGAGGAGGAGGAGGAAUGCAGUGGAUCCUCAAGUAACUCCUGCACAUUUUAAACAUGGACAACUGGCUGAGUGUGUGUGUGCUUGUGGGACUUCAGGUCGCCUGCUGCCUCGCGUAUGACGGGUCGGGGUACUGGCAUUACACUGACGAUGAGGAUGUAAGAUACACAGGUGUGCCAUGGUGUGCUCCAGUCAAAGUGAAGCAUGGGCAUGCAAGCUGCCAAACACCACGUGGUGAGCAUUAUAAGAACGUGUUGGGAACCCGCUGUAAGGUGCACUGCAAGAGAGGCUACGAGCUCCACGGCAGCAGCGAGAUACUCUGCAUGGCCAGCAAACAGUGGUCAGGAAAAUACACCUGCAGAGAGGUCCGCUGUCCGGCACUGGCCAUGCCAUCUAACGGUGGAUUUAAGUGUUCAGAUGGUUCCUACUACAACUCCCACUGCCAGUUCUUCUGUUCACCAGGAUACACACUCCGUGGAGACCGCAGUGUCACCUGCCAAAGCAGCAAGGCAUGGAGCGGUGGCCAGAGUUUGUGUCUGGAUCUGGAUCCUCCAGUCAUAAAGUGUCCAAAUGUGAAGGAGAAGACAGCCGAGCCAGGAAAAGUGACUGCGAAAGUGACCUGGGAUACACCGGAAGGCAAAGACACAGCAGAUGGCAUACUCACAGAUGUAAUACUAAAGGGGAAGCCUCCAGGAACACAUUUUACAGAGGGAAACCAUAAACAGUCAUACACAGUGUUCGACCGGGCGGGGAACAAAGCUACCUGUAAAUUCAACAUCAGAGUAAAAGUGCGCCGCUGCGUUCCUCUCUCAGUGCCUGAGAAUGGCUGGAUGAAGUGUGACGGUGCAGGUGAUAAUUAUGGUGCAACAUGUGAUUUCCGCUGCCUGGGAGGUUAUGAGCUGAGAGGCAGCGCUGCUCGAGUUUGCCAGUUCAACAUGGAAUGGUCUGGGCUGGAAUCCAGCUGUGCAUUGCUACUACAGCAGCAACUAGUGACUCAGAUAAACACUCUGUAUAACUGUGGUGAGCUGAAAAGCAUCUCAGAAUGCACAACAUGUCGGACCUCGAGGAGGAUUUUCUACAGCAGUAGAAGACCACGUCGGGUUCCUCUUCUGUCAGACAAGAACAGAAAGCUGAGGCUGCAGUGAGCACAGGUUCACCAAAACUGCACAGGUGAAGACUGGAGAAACGUAGCCUGGUCUGAUGGAUCUCGAUUUCUGCCUGAGGAACACAGAUGUUAGGAUGAGAAUUUGGCACCAACAGCAUGAAUCCAUGGACCCAACCUGCCUUGUGUCAACAGUCCAGGCUGGUGGAGGUGCUGAAAUGGUGUGGGGAAUGCUUUCUUAGCGCACUUUGUUCUGCACACUAUGCUAUCACAGUCAUUUCAUCAGGGCUGGGAAUAGUGAUGUUAUUUUGGGCAACCUCCCCCUCACUGGUUCUCUUCUAACACUUUUUAUUUUACCUUUGUAUUUUUAUUUUUUCCUUCAUGUUUAUCAGUUUGGUUUUCUCCACUAGCUUCAUUCGUAAAGGUUUACCAUACUCUGUAACUAACGCUAUUUAGAGGCUAAAUGUACACUUCACCUGUUUAGGACGCAGUCGGGAACCUCUUAUUUCAGCCAUCCCAAAUAACUUGCCAACAUAGUCCGUAAUAUUCUCCUCCAUACCUGGAAAAAAAAAAAUUCAAAAUCCCCUGAAUUGCAUUAUCUACUUUUCUUCUUCCCUCAGU